This is a messenger RNA of Plodia interpunctella (Indianmeal moth), 2078 nucleotides long. RefSeq names its product pentatricopeptide repeat-containing protein 2, mitochondrial-like. Lineage: Eukaryota; Metazoa; Arthropoda; Insecta; Lepidoptera; Pyralidae. Gene Ontology annotation, molecular function: RNA binding. Gene Ontology annotation, biological process: mitochondrion organization; regulation of mRNA processing; multicellular organism development. The record is from RefSeq and is a predicted model, not a curated record. Gene Ontology annotation, cellular component: mitochondrion. The coding region runs from base 138 to 1295 and encodes 385 amino acids. The transcript is spliced from 9 exons.
UCAUAUUGUCGCCGGAAAACUUCGGAAAUUAAAAUAACCUAAAAGUAAAAACUUACCUCGGUUGCCUCUACAGUUCGUUCGUAUAAUUUGCAUAAUAGAAACUUUAUAUAGUUAAAAAGAAAAACCGGAACGUUAAAAUGUCUAUAUUUGUCAAAAAUUUCGUUAAAAUUUCGCUUAAUAAUAACUUGAGAUUGUUUUCUCCGUGUAGGUCACACGGCCCAUGUAGAGCAAUACAUUUUACCAAAGUUCAGCAUCUGUAUUCUCCAUUAUCUCUUGGCAUAGAUAACUAUCUCCAAACCAGAAAGAGAGUGAAGGAUCAGUUUGUUAGUUUCUCAGACAAGUUCAGAACAAAAAUGAUUGAAUUUGUUGGUGAUUCAAAAAAUAUGAUUUUCACGGAAGAUCUGAAGAAUAUGGUACAUAUAGCAGAACCAACGGAUUUGGACCUUAUAGUUAAAAUGAUUAAAAAAUUCAAUACCCAAUCAACAGAAUACCGCUUUGGGUCUUUUGUGUUUGGACCAGUUGUAAUGAGAAUGUUUCACUUUUUAGAUGCCCCAAAGGAAGCCUUACAAUGCUUUUAUGAUCCAGCCAACAAUGAAUUCUUUGAUCAGUUGGUGAGCUACCAGUUGCUACUCGAUCUACUGUAUAACCAUGAGAUGUAUGAUGAAAUGUACAAAGUUUUUGAGGUCAUAAAAGAAAAACAGAUAAACAUGACCAAAUACCCAAAAUAUUCUGUAGUUUUAAUUUUGGCUGCUUGCUACAAACAGAAUACUAAACAAAGUUUAGAAUAUGCCUCGAGUUUGUGGUCUGACAUGACCAGUGUUGGGACAACACCAGUCAGAAGGGCAAGCUCAUUCUUUGCAGCUUUGGCGUUGAAACAAGGGGCCCCACAUAUAGCACUCGAGGCAAUAUCAACACAGAAACAAAAUUAUGUUACAAUCAGGAAUAUAAAGGCGACGGCGCUGGCGCGCGGCGCGCGCGCGGACGACGCGCUGCGCGCGCUGCGCGCUGUGCUGGAGCUGGACGCGCCCGCCGGCACCCGACACACCUUUUUCGAGGAAACGAUAUCGGCAGUACGGCAGGCGGUGGAGCAGUCGAACGAUAAGGAUCUUCAGAGGGAAUUCGAAACCAUUGAGAAGGCUCUAAAUGACAGAGGUCUUAUUGAUAAUCAGACUCUAGAUCAACUGGUGAGCUCGGAGAUAACAGUCAAUGUUAAGAAUAAAACUUCGAGAGGAGUCACCACGUUCCAAAACAAGAAGUUACCAUUCGACCAUCGCCAGAGAAGAAAUAUGAACUAGUAUUUAUUUUGUGAUUGUUGGAUUUAUGUGUUUAUGCAAUACGACCAGGGCUAGCCUAACUAAAGUCUGAUUUUUCUUACGAGUCCUAACUUGUAAACAAUCUUCACAGUACUUAUUGUUGAAUUUUGUUGAAAAUAAAUAAAAUGUUAGUUCAAACCUAUAUAUUCUAUAGUAAUGAUUAUGAGAUGAAACAUGUUCUGAUGUUAAGUCAAUACCGAGUUUCAAUAGCAAUAGUUCUUAUUGCGUGUAUAUAAGAAUUACCAUUGAUUGAGACGCGAUAUUGUCUUAAGGUUAGCAGAAUCUGUUCUAUAUUAUCAGUAGGGCCCAGGGCGUUUCACGAAAAAAAUUGCAACGAAAUUUAUACUUUUUUGGGACUCUUGCGACGUCACUUUAAAAUAGUGAAAUUAGAAAAAUUAUAAAAUUAAAUAAUAUUAGAAUCAAGUGGCACCGCCCUGGUGGAAAGUAUCCUAUAUGUUUUGUUGGGUUUGUUUUGCCAUAUUGUGAAUGAAUUAUGAUUGUGUUGCGAGUGGGUAGAAUCUGUAGUUUGAAUAAUAUCUGUGGUUCAUAUUUAGGGAUACCUACUGUAAUAAGGAGGGAGUAUGUACUAUAUAGUAUCAAACAAAUUUUACAGAAUAGUGAACAUCAAUUAAAUUUAGUAAUAAUUCGUGAUUGGUAAAAUUAUGAACCAGAGUAGUAUACAGUGGACUAGUAUGAGAACAAGUAAAUUUAAAACUGACAAGCAGUUGUUAAUUUUAAAGAAACAAUAAAAUGUUUAUUAAAACA